AUGGGAGGAGCAGUGAGCGCUGGAGAAGACAAUGAUGACUUAAUUGAUAACCUAAAAGAGGCACAGUAUAUACGUACUGAAAAAGUAGAACAAGCCUUCAGAGCAAUUGACCGAGGAGAAUAUUACUUGGAAGGUUACAGGGACAAUGCAUAUAAAGACUUGGCUUGGAAGCAUGGGAACAUACACCUAUCUGCACCUUGCAUCUAUUCAGAAGUUAUGGAGGCAUUAAAACUUCAACCGGGAUUAUCUUUUCUAAACCUUGGAAGUGGAACUGGAUAUUUAAGUACAAUGGUGGGCUUAAUUUUAGGUCCAUUUGGCAUUAACCAUGGAGUUGAGCUUCAUUCAGAUGUGGUUGAAUAUGCAAAGGAGAAAUUGGAGUCUUUCAUUAAAUUCAGUGAUAGCUUUGAUAAAUUUGAAUUUUGCGAACCUGCUUUUGUGGUUGGCAAUUGUUUGGAGAUUGCAUCGGAUAGUCCACAGUAUGAUCGAAUUUACUGUGGAGCUGGUGUUCAGAAGGACCAUGAAAACUACAUGAAAAUUUUAUUGAAAGUCGGUGGUAUUUUAGUUAUGCCUAUUGAGGACCAGCUUACUCAGAUCCAGAGAACAGGGCAAAACACGUGGGAAAGUAAAAACAUUUUAGCAGUUUCAUUUGCUCCUCUAAUGCAACCAAGUAAAAACGACAACCACAAACCUGAGACUGUGAGACUACCUGCGUGCAAUGUCAGGAGCCUUCAGGACUUGGCCCGCAUCUAUAUUCGUCGCACACUUAGAAACUGCAUAAAUGAGGAGAUGCAGGCCAAAGGUAUACCUCCAAAGGCACCCCCAAAGCGAAAAAGGAGGCGGUGCCGCAGGCGCCGCAUAAACACCUAUGUAUUUGUAGGAAACCAACUUAUUCCCCAAGCCUUAGAUAGCGACGACGAUGAAAAAAUUGAUGAGGACAGUAAAGAAGAAGAGAAGGAUCAUAAUGAGGCACUGAAAGCCGAGGAACCUCCACCAAAUCUUCUUCGGGAGAAAAUUCUGAGUUUACCUCUCCCUGAAUCUUUAAAGGCAUACUUGACCUACUACAGAGAGAAAUGA
Molecule: messenger RNA, 1074 nt
Organism: Staurois parvus
Lineage: Eukaryota; Metazoa; Chordata; Amphibia; Anura; Ranidae
Source: the annotation of a GenBank genome assembly